Molecule: messenger RNA, 474 nt
Organism: Eptesicus fuscus (big brown bat)
Lineage: Eukaryota; Metazoa; Chordata; Mammalia; Chiroptera; Vespertilionidae
Product: 60S ribosomal protein L13-like
Exons: 1
Biological process (GO): translation
Cellular component (GO): ribosome; cytosolic large ribosomal subunit
Molecular function (GO): RNA binding; structural constituent of ribosome
Source: RefSeq, a predicted model, not a curated record
AAUCCUUUCAUUAGGGUAUGGAGAUUAGAGACUCCUUGGGACUUCAUUGGUGUCUGUCUCCUCGGGCAGGUGGCUGGCAUCCACAAAAAGGUGGCCUGGACCAUUGGGAUCUCGGUGGAUCCGAGGCGGCGGAACAAGUCCACCGAGUCCCUGCAGGCCAAAGUGCAGCGGCUGAAGGAGUACCACUCCAAGCUCAUACUCUUCCCCAGAAAGCCUUCGGCCCCCAAGAAGGGAGACAGUUCUGCUGAAGAACUCAAAUUGGCCACACAGCUGACCGGACCAGUCAUGCCCAUACGCAAUGUCUAUAAGAAGGAGAAAGCCAGAGUCAUCACGGAGGAGGAGAAGAACUUCAAGGCUUUUGCCAGUCUUCGAAUGGCCCGUGCCAAUGCCUGGCUCUUUGGCAUCUGGGCAAAAAGAGCCAAAGAAGCUGCAGAACAGGAUGUUAAAAAGAAAAAAUAAAGUGCUGUUGGCAAC